UUGGACUGUCUACUACUACAGCCUCCUGCAGAGCUGUCUGCAGCAAGCUGGCCUUCCGGAGACCCAGGACCGCAGCCAGGCGCCCCGCACAGGUGCCUGAGGGCUCCACAGAGGGGGGCCCCCCUGGAGGGAGGGAGGCAGGGAGGUGCCCACAGCCCAGUCUGCUUCCCAUCCCUGUUAAGUUGGCCCCUUCCCCCAGGCUCUGGCAGGUCUGAAGCCCUGGAGGCAAGCCAGUCAACUUUGGGCAGGCCGGCACUGUUUCCAAGGGCCCCUGGCGGCAUUCAAAGUCAGAGACCAAGGCCUCCCUCCAUCCCCAGAAGAUCCGCAACCCACAUUCUGUGGAGCGAAGGCUUCUAUAGAAGUGCCUUAGAGGCAGCCAGCCGUGGGGACCCAAGACUUCUGCCUUGCUUUACCUGUUUUACAUAAUCAGGCUGCCCUGGGAUGGAGGUGACCUUGUGCAUUCUGGGAUCCCCCAGCACCUUUCUGUCUGUGCUGCUGGAAGGUGGGGUCCAGAGUCCGGGUGAGUGUGCCCCCAAGUUCCCCCGCCCCCUCAUACAGAAAAGGCAGCCCUGCCCUGGCCCAACCACAUCCCAAAAUACCCGCCAACCCUGGCAACUGCCUGCAUUCCACUGGACCAGUUGCCAUGCCCUAAGUGGGGGUGGGCUCAGGAAACAGCUGCCCCUCACUACCCAGAGGCCUGGGCUGGAGGUGGAGGGCAUGGGGACAGGAAGCCUGUCCUGGCCAGCAACCCUCCCCCGUCUGCCCACAGGAAACAUGCUUCUUUGCCUGUCCCCUGCUUGGCUGAUGAAGGUGCCAGCACCAGGGCAGCCAGGCGAGGCGGCCCUUCUGGUCUCCAAGGCAGUGAGCUUCCACCCUGGGGGCCUGACAUUCCUGGAUGACUUUGUCCCCCCACGCCGUGUCACCUACUUCCUGGCAGGCCUGGGACUGGGGCCUGGCCGGGGUUGGGAGGCAACUGAGCUCGCCCGCGACCUCACCUGCCCUACAGGAGCCUCGGCAGAGCUGGCCCGGCUACUGGAGGACCGGCUGCUGACAAGGCGAUUGCUGGCCCGGCAGGGUGGUGUGGCUGUGCCAGCUACCCUGGCUUUCACCUACAAGCCGCCAGCACUGCUGCAGGGAGGAGAUGCCAGCCCGGGACUGAGGCUGGUGGAGCUGAGUGGCAAAGAGGGCCAGGAGACACUGGUGAAGGACGAAGUCGGGGCCUUUCUGCACUCCGAGGCCCUGGGUGAUGCCCUGCAGGUGGCCAUCAAGGUCAGCAGCUGGCGCUGGCGGGGGCGGCAGGUACUGCGUCUGCACCCACGAGCAGAGGUGGGCACAGUGGUGGACACAGUGCUAGCGUGGUUGGAGAAACUGGAGGAGGAGGAGAGUGUCCUAGUGGAGGCUGUGUGCCCACCUGCCCAGCUGCCCUUCCCAGGCAGUCCCCAACCUGGCCCUGAGCUGGCUGUGCGGAUCUGUGCUGUGGUGUGUCGAACGCAGGGUGACAGGCCCCUGUUGAGCAAGGUGGUAUGCGCCGUGGGCCGUGGGGACCAUCCUUUGCGGCACCAGAGCUCUUUGCCGCGGACGCUGGAGGUGGCGCUAGCCCAGUGCGGCCUGGGCGAGGCGACGCAGGUGGCGGUCGUGCGGCGGAGCGUCAAGGCCGCAGCCGAGGCUGCGCUGGCAGCUGUGCUGGCUCUGGAGGCCGGCCUGAGCGUUGAGCAGCGCGGCGGGCGCCAGGCCUACACUGACUUCCUCGGCGUGGACUUCGCGCUGACGGUGGCGGGUGGCGUGCUGACCCCCGUGGCCCUGGAGCUGAACCGAGGCCUGUGCCUGGAGGCGUGCGGCGCGCUCGAGGGGCUCUGGGCCGCCCCGCGCUCGGGGCCGAUGGCCGAGGAGGCGGCGGCCGCCGCACCGCUCGUGGAAACCAUGCUGCGGCGCUCCGCGCGCUGCCUCAUGGAGGGCAAGCAGCUGCUGGUGGUCGGCGGGGGCGGCUUCAGCAAGAAGUUCGUGUGGGAGGCGGCGCGCGACUACGGGCUCAAGCUACACCUGGUGGAGUCAGACCCCAACCACUUUGCAUCCCAGCUGGUGCAGACCUUCAUCCACUUUGAUGUGACAGAGCACCGGAGGGAUGAGGAAAAUGCACGGUUGCUGGCAGAGCUGGUGCGGGCACGUGGCCUGCAGUUAGAUGGCUGCUUCUCCUACUGGGAUGACUGCCUGGUGCUCACAGCCUUGCUCUGUCAGGAGCUGGGUCUGCCCUGCAGCCCCCCGGCCGCCAUGCGCCUGGCCAAACAGAAGAGCCACACCCAGCUGCACCUGUUGUGCCGCCAAGGCCCGCCCUGGCCCGCGCCCUCCCUCCAUGCUGUGCCUUGCUGCCCACUGCAGAGUGAGGCUGACGUGGAGAGGGCCGUCCACCUGGUGCCCUUGCCAGGUGUCAUGAAGCUGGAGUUUGGGGCAGGUGCGGUGGGUGUGCGGCUGGUGGAGGAUGCACCGCAAUGCCAUGAGCACUUUUCCCGGAUCGCCAGAGAUCUGCAGGGUGAGGCUGACCACCCCGGCAUUGGGCUGGGCUGGGGCAAUGCCAUGCUCCUCAUGGAGUUCAUUGAGGGCACAGAGCACGAUGUGGACCUGGUGUUGUUUGGCGGGCGACUGCUGGCUGCCUUUGUUUCCGACAAUGGACCCACACGUCUGCCUGGUUUCACUGAGACGGCAGCCUGCAUGCCCACUGGGCUGGCACCGGAGCAGGAGGCACAGCUGGUACAGGCAGCCUUCCGCUGCUGCCUGGGCUGCGGGCUGCUGGAUGGGGUCUUCAAUGUGGAGCUCAAGCUGACCAGGGCUGGGCCGCGGCUCAUUGAGAUCAAUCCCCGCAUGGGUGGCUUCUACCUGCGGGACUGGAUCCUGGAGCUCUACGGUGUGGACCUGUUGCUUGCUGCUGCUAUGGUGGCCUGCGGCCUGCAGCCUGCCUUGCCCACUCACCCACGGGCUCGUGGCCACCUGGUAGGUGUCAUGUGCCUGGUGUCCCAGCACCUGCAGGUGCUGAAUUCCACUGCCAGCCAGGAGGCCCUGCAGGCUCUUCAUGACCGGGGCCUGCUGCGCUUCAAUCUGUUUAUGUCUUCAGAGGAGGCCCUGGUGCCUAGCGAGUACGAGGAGCCCUACUGCAGUGUGGCCUGUACUGGGUCCAGCCUAGCAGAGGCCCGCCUCCGCUUGCUGGGCCUCUGCCAGGGCCUGGGCAUCGAUGGGCCCCACUACCCGGUUGCCCACUUCCUGUCCCACUUCAAAUAGCACUGGGGCCCGGGGGCAGGGGCAAAGUGCUGGAGGGAGGCUGUGGUGCCUUCUGCUACCCGAUGCUCCCCCUGCCUCUCUUUCCAUAGCCCUGCCCCAACCAACCUGGCCCAACCCACUCCAAAGCUUCAGGUCUGUUCCAGGGUGGCAGGGUCAUUUUGACACCAAGGCCUCCUGGGCUUGAAGGCCACAGAAGAAAGUAUCUAGGGGGCUGUUGGGCCCUCUUGCCCUGCCAAAGGCCCCAGUCCAGCCCACAGCUGCCCCAAGACUCUAGCAGUGGAGAAACAACAACAGCUGCACAUAAACACACACAUCCCCCCCACCCCACCCCCAGGGAAGUGGGAAUGGGCCCAAACCCAGCCCAUCCUCCCCACCCUUCCAAGUGUCUCUCUCUUCUUGCCAUCUAUGGGAAAAGAGAACCUGGCAGGCCCCUGGCCUUGGACAAAUCCCAAGAAAACCUGAGACUAAACCCCAUCAUUUAACAAAUUCCAGGAUAGUUCCAGAGCCUGGUGACAACUUUUUGCAGUGCCGCACCUGCAUCAUUUGGCUUGAGCAGUAGAAGCAGGUAACCUGGGGUCAGGAGUAACCAUCUCCCCUCCAGGUAAACACAAUUGCCCCAUUCUACAGAUGAGGAAACAGGCUCAAAGAGGGAAAUCCACUGCCUCAAAGUCAUAUCACAGUGGAAUGAGGGUUGAGGGACAAGACGUAAGGUCCAGGUUUCUGCUUUUACUAAGUCUUACAUGCUCACUCAGCUUCUAGGUCCUGCUUACCUCCCUGCCCUCAUUCAUAUGUGGCCCGGAGACAUGUGAACCCCCCCACCCCCCAUGCAUGAUGUAUCUUCUCCACCAAGCUUCGGUGCUUUGGCCUCUGGCACACCUAACUAGCAUUGGCAGAGGAGAGUCUACACUCCCUUCCUAAGUCAGGGGAGGCUGCUUUAAGAGCUCCUGCCUUUGCGCAGCACAGGAGCUGUGGACAGCUCCACAAGUAUCCCUCUCCAAAUAAAGCCUUAAGGACUACUGAAAUGUCCAGAGUCUGGGAUAGGUUCUUGUGACUUGGACAACGCCUCUCAGGCUCAGCUAGAUGGGGGGUGGGGAAGGGAGGAGGGAGAGGUGGCCAGGGGAUACGUGUAGCAUCUGGAGCUAAGGAUAACCGCCACACUGGCCAGGCCUUUGGAUUGACCUUCGGUGGGGGCCUGCCAGGGGCACCCACACCAAGACCCAAACCUGAGGGUUUCCUGAGGAUGGAAUUACAACCAGAGGGCCACAUCCAACCAGAUAAUCUUCCUCCAGCCUGGAGACACCUGAGGUCUCUCCAUCUGAGUUCAUAUCUACUCAUCCAGGGCCUGAUCUGGCCCAAGUUCACCCCUACAAAGCCCCAUCUGACAAGAAUCCAUGUCCAAAUCUAAAGUCACAGACCAGGUUCGGUGUGUUCAUUCAUUCAUUCUUUUAACCAAGUUUUAUUAAGCGCCUAUUCUGUACCAGGUAGCCGGAUUACUAAAUGUGCUUAAAUUGGCAACGGAGCAAACUCCAGCACAAGCCCAUAUUUACAGAUGGAUUAAUGAGACACAAAUGCCUUCUGGCAGGAACCUGGCAACAAUGCCUGGAAGUAAGCAGGGCACGGAGCAGU
This is a messenger RNA of Hipposideros armiger (great roundleaf bat), 4896 nucleotides long. It is a transcript of the gene CARNS1, whose product is annotated as carnosine synthase 1. The record is from RefSeq and is a predicted model, not a curated record. Gene Ontology annotation, molecular function: carnosine synthase activity; ATP binding; homocarnosine synthase activity. Gene Ontology annotation, biological process: carnosine biosynthetic process. Bases 442 to 3270 code for a protein of 942 amino acids. Lineage: Eukaryota; Metazoa; Chordata; Mammalia; Chiroptera; Hipposideridae. The transcript has 7 exons.